Messenger RNA from Pseudomyrmex gracilis, 2471 nucleotides. RefSeq names its product haloacid dehalogenase-like hydrolase domain-containing protein 2. Gene Ontology annotation, biological process: dephosphorylation. Lineage: Eukaryota; Metazoa; Arthropoda; Insecta; Hymenoptera; Formicidae. The coding region runs from base 177 to 947 and encodes 256 amino acids. Gene Ontology annotation, molecular function: phosphatase activity. The transcript has 4 exons. The record is from RefSeq and is a predicted model, not a curated record.
GCCGAGUCUACAAGUGUGGAUCUCGCAAAAGUAACCAAUCGAGUUGACCAAUUAGACAAAUUGACCAAUCACGACUGGCGACGCUCAAUCAGCUGUUUAACUUCUCUGGAUUCUCGGAUGGUCCAUAAUGAAUUGACACGUGAAUCGAAAACAGUGAAUGUGUAGUGUUAGUAAUAAUGGCGAAACAAAUUACCACGGUACUAAUAGACCUUAGUGGAACACUGCACAUUGAUAACACAGUCAUCCCAGGCGCUGUACAAGCGUUAAAUAAGCUACGAAAUGCGAAUUUGUCCAUCAAGUUUGUCACCAAUACCACUAAAGAGUCAAGUAAUUGUUUGUAUGAACGCCUAAUAAAACUUGGGUUUGACUUAAAAAAAGAGGAAAUCUUCAGUUCUCUAGCUGCUGCAAGAAAAUUGAUUGUCUCUCGACAACUAAAGCCAAUGUUGUUAAUUGAUCCUGCAGCAAUGGAAGAUUUUGAAGAUCUUGUAACAGAUGAGACACCUAACACGGUAGUAGUCGGUUUAGCUCCGAGUAAGUUCAACUACGAUGAGCUGAACAAAGCCUUUAGAUUGCUCUUGGAUGGUGCGUCUCUCAUAGCUAUUCACGAAGGGCGAUAUUACAAGCGUCCUGAUGGUUUGGCUCUAGGUCCUGGUGCGUUCAUCAAAGGCUUGGAGUAUUCAAGCAACGUGAAAGCGGAAGUUGUUGGUAAACCGACCAAAGAUUUUUUCAAAGCAGCUUUAGGAGAAUUAGAUCCUGCACAAGCUGUAAUAAUUGGAGAUGAUGUGAAAGACGACGUGGCUGGUGCACAGGCAGCUGGGAUCAAAGGUAUAUUGGUGCAAACUGGUAAGUACAGAGCGGGAGAUGAGGAUACGAUCAAUCCGAGACCGGCAAAAGUAUGUAAUUCUUUCGUACAAGCUGUCGAGAGUAUUCUUGAUGGAAUUAUUUGAAGAUUCGGGUUGAAUAAAAUUGAACCCAAACAAAUAAUAGAAUUUAUUUAUUUACACAUUGCUUCAUAAACAAUGCAAUCUCUUUUGUAUGUAUAUAUAUAUAUAUAUGUCUGUAUAUACAUAUACAUAUUAAAGUAUAUAUUUUAUUAUUUAAAUACUGAUUUACAAUGUACAUAGUUUGGAAAAUGACGCUAUAUUAUACUGUAAAAUAGACAGUAAAUACAAAUAGAAAUUAAUUACUUCUCUGAUAUGGUACUUUAUAUUGCCUUCCGCGUAUGUCUAAGUAAGUAAUAAUUUCUACUAAACUGAGGUAAAAGAUCGGGAUGUGAUGAUAUAUUAUACAAAGAGAUAGUCGGAUAAAUAUGAAACUAUCGUGGAAUGAUAGAAAUAUCGUCUCUUUGUACACACACUCGUAGAAAAUCGUAGAAAAUUCGACUUGUUCAUCAACAUCUGAGAGAGUUCGCAGUAUCUCUUAGGUCAAAAUGAUAAAAUAUAUUUUACAAAACAAUGUAAACAUUUGUGUGUAAUAAGCAUUCGAUUUUUAUUUGUAGAGACGAUAUUGGUCUAAUUUUCAUAUCGUUCUAAGAACUUAUAAAUUUAAUCAAUUUCUUGCCCAAUACACGCUACAUAGCUUUUUAAAUAGUACACUAGUGUAGAAUCUGCGCUUAUAUGUAAUAAUAGUGAAACAGGUUUUUUACGGAAACUAAGUGCCCUCUCUUUCAAAACGGUAUGGUGCGCUGUGAGUAUCGUUUUCAGUACAAAAUUUGGCACCGACGACUCUGCUAUCCUUUUUGUUUUUAUACAAGUCAACAAAUAUAUACGAACGCUGCAUUAUUCUCAAUUUUCAAUGUAACAUUCAUCGAGAAGCAAGAGAUGAAGUGGAUAUUUUGAUUUUUUUUACUAUUGUUCUAGUAUCCAAUAUAUUUUUUUUAAUUUUCUGUGCUUAAAUAUACAUAACACGAUGUGUUCUCUCUUCGGAAAAUAAAAGACUAAAUUUAUCGUUCUCCUACUGCAUUCAACAAAAUUUAUACACUAUUCAUUAAAGAGUAAAUAUACUAAUGAAAAACGUAAUAAACAUGCCGUGACAUAGCACGAUAACUGUGUUUGCACGAUUUAUUAGACAAUUUAUGAUUAAUUAAUGCGGGAAAGAGAAAAAAUGUAUUGCGAUCAUGUAUUCUGUAAUUACAGCUGUUUUGUUUUAAAUACAAGUCAUAAUUUAAAUGCCCUCUGUAACUUAUGAUCUAUCAGGCACAUCUUGAUUAUUCACAUUGUAGUAAUGAAUACCUAAAGUGUGUGAUCUGUUAAAGAAAAAACACUAACUAAAAUGGCAAAGUAGUUAAUCUCGAUUUAUGCAAGAUAUAUCUGGGUAAAAAAAAAAACAAAACAAAAAAACAAAAAAAAACAAUAUACAUUUUGAAUAUCUAUGUGUAAUAAACUGAAUUUAAUGAUUAAUAAUUAUUAUCUAUAUUAUUAUAAAAUCGUUGUAAUAAAGAAUUGAAAUAAUUUUUAAUUGAAGGCAAUCUC